AUGUCAUGGACUCUGUUUCAGUUCAUGCAUGUUGUUGUUGUUGUUGUUGUUUUUGUUCUCAUGGGGUGUUCGUGUUUGGGUGGUUCAGGCUCUAGUACUCAUCGUCAUCAUGUUCAUGUAGCCGGGAAUGAGACGGAUCGGCUAGCCUUGCUCGCAUUCAAGGCUGAAAUAAUCAGUGAUCCCUUCGAGGCUCUAAACUCGUGGAAUGAAUCCAUCCACUUCUGUCAAUGGGCUGGCAUAACAUGUGGCCGACGACACCAGAGGGUGACUAAGUUGAUACUGGAUCAUCGAAAAUUGACAGGCUCAAUUUCGCCUCACAUUGGAAAUCUGAGCUUUCUUAGAAUACUGUUGUUGCGUAACAAUAGCUUCACUCAUCAAAUCCCCUCUGAACUUGGCCAUCUACGGAGACUGCAAAUAUUGUCACUACUCAAUAAUUCUAUUAGUGGUGAAAUUCCCGCCAAUAUAUCAGCUGGCUCUAACCUUGUUGUCCUUGAGCUUUCUAGCAAUAAUCUGGCUGGGAAAAUUCCCGUGGAGCUUGGUUCUCUGUCUAAGCUCGAGUUGUUGUACAUUUUCAAAAACAAUCUAACAGGUGACCUUCCUUAUACUUUUGGGAAUCUGUCAUCCCUUAUUGAAUUCGAUGCAAGUCUCAACAACAUCAAUGGGAGUAUACCUGAAGCCCUGGGCCGAUUGACAAACUUAAACGUUCUUGCAUUGGGGGAGAACAAGUUGGUUGGUACUACUCCUUCCUCAAUCUUUAAUCUCUCUUCCAUCACAUUUUUUGAUAUAUUAAUGAACCAAGUUCAAGGGAGACUUCCCUUAGAUCUUGGAAUUUCUUUUCCAACUCUUCAAUGGUUUUCAGUUGGAAUGAACUUGUUUACUGGAUCCAUUCCUAUUUCAUUAUCAAAUGCAACCAACCUGUAUCACCUUGACUUGGGAGAAAAUAAAUUUAUUGGAAGAGUGCCUCCUUUGGGAAUGAUGCACAAUCUUGGGCGGUUAUACUUUCAAUUCAAUCAUCUUGGAACAGGGGAAGCUGGUGACUUGAAUUUUCUUAGCUCAUUGCCCAAUGCCACCAAUUUGAACUCUUUGAGGCUGGACUCCAACAACUUUGGAGGGGUGUUGCCAGAAUCAAUUGGAAAUUUGUCCACUAAUCUCGGUAUCCUUUUAUUGGAGAACAAUAAAAUAGGUGGGAGCAUCCCAACCGAGAUGGCGAAUUUGGUCAAUUUGCUAUGUUUGCACAUGGCAGACAAUCAUUUCAUGGGUAACAUUCUUGCUGAUAUUGGGAAGCUACAAAAGCUACAAAUUUUGGAUCUCUCAAGUAAUAAAUUCUAUGGGAAAAUUCCUUUGUCUUUGAAAAAUUUGACUUCACUAGCGUAUCUUUGUUUAGGAGUAAAUAAUUUGCAUGGCAACAUUCCUCCAAGUCUGGGAAAAUGCCCUCUUGUAUAUCUAGCUCUUGGUGGAAAUAAUCUGGGUGGUACCAUACCCAAACAAGUUCUAACUCUUUCAUCAUUAUUUUUCUUGCACCUACAAGACAACCAUUUGGUUGGGUCCAUACAACUAGAAAUUGGAAAUUUAAUAAAUCUUGAACAAUUAGAUGUUUCUAGGAAUAUGUUGUCUGGAAAAAUUCCAAGCACUCUUGUGAAGGUACUAAACCUUCAAUUCCAUGGAGCUUCCAAGAGUUUUGUUGCUGAAUGCGAGGCCUUGAGGCGCAUCAAACAUCGAAAUCUUGUCAAGGUUUUCACAGCAUGUUCAAGUGUUGACUAUAAUGGUAAUGAUUUCAAAGCUCUGGUUUACGAGUUCAUGGUCAAUGGUAGCCUAGAGGAUUGGUUACAUGCAAAUGAAAAUGAAGAUGAGGUGCAUGUCGAAUCAAGAAAUUUAAACCUCCUACAAAGGUUAAAUAUUGCCGUUGAUGUUGCUUCUGCACUUGAUUAUCUUCAUCAUCAUUGCUCGGAACCAAUAGUUCACUGUGAUUUGAAGCCGAGCAAUGUUCUUCUGAAUGAUGAAAUGAUUGGACAUGUAGGCGAUUUUAGGUUAGCUAGAUUCCUUCCAGAGGGCACCGAUAAUUCUUCUGCAACUCAAUCAAGUUCCAUUGGCUUAAGAGGGUCUGUUGGUUAUGCUGCUCCAGGUAAAUGUAUCUCUUAGGCCCUUUACUGAUAUUCUUUUUCACCUUCAAUUUCCAACAUACUUUAGAGUCUGAUUUGCAUAUCCAUCAAGUAUGCCUCUUUGAUCAAUGAAGUAAAGCAGAUGGUUCUUUGGUUUUAUUUCUCGCAACAUCA
This is a messenger RNA of Camellia sinensis, 2273 nucleotides long. Lineage: Eukaryota; Viridiplantae; Streptophyta; Magnoliopsida; Ericales; Theaceae. The record is from RefSeq and is a predicted model, not a curated record.